AUGAGUGCUUCUUCUUCCCAUAUGGAGUAUAAGGACAUUCCCAAAAAGUAUAUUGAUCCUCUCCAGCCAAAGGAUAAGUCCGAAGGUGCUCGUGUAAACGGUAAAGAAUGGAAAAUUAAAAAAGAUGCUUUCAGAGUUAAAACUCUAGGAGUUAAAAGAAUGACUACUUUUGAAAAACGUGAACAAGAAAGAUUGGAAAAACAACAGUACAGGGCCAGACUUAAUGACUUGAAACAAGAAAAGGAAGAUGCCAAAAACCAAAGAAUCGCAGAUUUAAAGAGAAGAAGAGAAAUUAAAGAAGAAAAAGAACGUUACGCCAAAAUCGCCUUGAAAAUGCAUGCUAAAAAAGUGGAAAGAUUAAGAAAAAGAGAAAAGAGAAAUAAGUUAUUGAAGGAACGUUAA
This is a messenger RNA of Hyphopichia burtonii NRRL Y-1933, 402 nucleotides long. RefSeq lists its product as uncharacterized. Lineage: Eukaryota; Fungi; Ascomycota; Pichiomycetes; Serinales; Debaryomycetaceae. The transcript has a single exon. The coding region runs from base 1 to 402 and encodes 133 amino acids. The record is from RefSeq and is a predicted model, not a curated record.